This is a messenger RNA of Aspergillus ruber CBS 135680, 429 nucleotides long. Its product is annotated as dynein light chain Tctex-type family protein. Gene Ontology annotation, biological process: microtubule-based movement. The transcript is spliced from 4 exons. The record is from RefSeq and is a predicted model, not a curated record. Lineage: Eukaryota; Fungi; Ascomycota; Eurotiomycetes; Eurotiales; Aspergillaceae. The coding region runs from base 1 to 429 and encodes 142 amino acids. Gene Ontology annotation, cellular component: cytoplasm; cytoplasmic dynein complex. Gene Ontology annotation, molecular function: dynein intermediate chain binding.
AUGGCCACCGAGCAGAAAUCUGCCAAUUCUCCCUUGCCCAUCGAGGAGCUUAGCAAGGUCACGUCUGAGGCCUGCGAAACCACACUCGCCGAGGUAAAAGAAUACGACCACACCAGAGUCGGGGACUGGAAUUCUCAGAUCAUCAACACAAUCCUCAAAUCCCUGAUUGCCGCAACCGCCCCCUCCACCCCUUCAACACCUGCCCCCUACCGCUUCACCGUGAACAGCACCAUCGUGCAGCAAGGUGUUGUCGACAAAGCCACCACCGCGGACGGUGAGCAUAGCAAUGCCGGAAAGCGGGGGAUGCACUCUGCCGCCGGUGCGUUCUGGGAUGUCAAUCGGGAUGGAAUGUGGACGUUUAAGUAUCCCGGGGCUGAGGAGAGGGGUUUGGAUGUUGUGGUUAGUGUGACUUGGUUUGCUGUUGGUUAG